Messenger RNA from Neurospora crassa OR74A, 2057 nucleotides. RefSeq lists its product as hypothetical. Bases 541 to 1734 code for a protein of 397 amino acids. The transcript is spliced from 2 exons. Gene Ontology annotation, molecular function: glycosyltransferase activity. NCBI's taxonomy places the organism in Eukaryota, Fungi, Ascomycota, Sordariomycetes, Sordariales, Sordariaceae. Gene Ontology annotation, cellular component: Golgi membrane. Gene Ontology annotation, biological process: protein N-linked glycosylation. The record is from RefSeq and is a predicted model, not a curated record.
AUCCCAAACCACUGCAGUAACACCAACACCACCAACACCAGUGCAGCUGUUCAGACUGUACCCGAGGUUGGUGCCACCAAACUUGCGAUGGGUUUUUCCUUCCGUGCUACCAACACACGCUAAAGUGCUGGAACAGAAAGCAAACGCGGGUAGCACGGCGCGGCCAAGCUCAAAGCAGCAUAGUCGCAACCCAACCGAAGGAACUUUGUUGGUCCCCCAUCCAGGGUCUCUCGGGGUAUCCAGCCAGGGUUUCCGACUCCUCUCAGCGGUCACUUCACGAUACCUGCCUAGGUACCUACCUGCUUCCUCCCUGCGCCACUCAAACAGCUUUUUCCUCCCUUUCCAUUCCCCUUUCUCUUCUCCCAACGCGACUGCUGGUCCGGCUCUUGCCCCGCUGGACUUCGUUUGUCCUUGCGACAGCCGCUCUUUCGCUCUGCAUGCCAUUGCGGUUCUUGGUUAAGCCUUCGCCUGCUCUUCUUUUUGUUGUUGGAUUCAGCUGUUAGGGACCACCCACCGCGCCUCAGCGGAACCAUCGCUCGCAUGUCGGUCCUACCUACCUUCUCACAGCCAGCCCGGCGCCUCCUCCUCAUUCUCCCUGUUGUCUUCGUUACACUUCUCCUCCUCACCGGCCUCUUCAAUCAUGAGUCCUUUCGCUCGACCUUGCCAACGGUGGUCAUGCCAAAGGUAGUCAUCACCACCAACCCUUCCUCCUGCGCUGCCAACCAAACCAGUGGCCCGCUCGACAACCUCUCGUCCAUCAUCCAGGCACUCUACGCGCCCCUUGUCGUUCCCAUCACGACCCCCACAUUUACCACGCGCGAUGGCACCGUCAAACGCCUGCCUCCAGCUUCAGAGCUGAUCCACCACAAAUCCCUCGGCAAGCGUAUCUGCAUUCUCGAUGUCGACACGCGCCCCCACACCGGUGCUGGCGGCGUCUUUUCCUCGUCCUUGCCGACCUGGGACGCCCUCAGCCCAGCUUCUGCCGGGUUUCUCUCUCACUACCUCUACGCCUUGAUUCACGGCUAUACCUACAAGUUUGUGCAGGCGCCUACAUACCAGGACCGAGCCCCGCACUGGACCAAGGUGAUCUUCACGCAGGAGCUGCUGAAGAAAUAUGACAUUGUGGUGAUGAUGGAUUACGACGCCGUCUUUCCCAGCCCCGAGCUGCCGCUGGAGUGGAUGCUCAACUACUGGAAGAUCGACGACAAGGUCAUGGUGGCCAUGGCGGAGGAUCCGAAUGCCGAGGUCAACCGCGACAAGAGGGGGAACCUGAACGUCAACACGGGCUUCAUCAUUGCGCAAGCCUCGGAAAACACGCAGAGGAUGUUCAAGGACUGGGCCGAAUGUCCCAGUGAGACGAGAUACAAGGGCUGUGCGGAGUGGAAGGGUGUCUAUUUCCACGAACAGUCGGGUUUCAGCUCCCACGUGCGGUACGAUUUCUUGGACGGGUUGACCAUUGCGGAGGAACCGGGCAAGAGCAUGAUAAGAGCGCUGCCAUGCAAUGAGGCAAACGGGAUCCCCGAGAAGAAGAACCUGGGUUGCACGGGACAGCUGGUCAGGCAUCAUUGGGGCGGCAAGGAGCUGGCGAAGAGGGAAUUUAAUGACAACAUUAUGAAUGCGAUGCUGCCGCUCUUGAUACAGUCGGCGUUCAAGGGAGGCGAUGCCACGAGUGCAGUGGCAGAUUAUAGGAACAAGACCUUGGUGGGAGAUCAGAUUCUCGAUAAGCCUCUUUGAGCCAGCAUCGUGAGGAAAAAAAAAGAAAAGGAAAAUACAACCGUAUCUUAGUAAUGUGGAAAACGGCCAGGCGUUUGGGAGUAGACUGGAUCUGGUGGAGUAACGAGCCAUGAGCCUUGGACGGCUUGGUCCCAGGAAAGACGUAUUUUUUGGUCUAGGAUGGUCUUCAACGAACAAUUUUGCCAUGUCGGCAUAAUAUGUAUACAAGUAAUGUUUGAUAGCGAAGAUACAAAGACGUGGAAGUAGCAGAUAACAUCGCAAGUGUAGGUCCAUGGGGAAACACUGUUCAAGAUCAUACUUCUAGAUCAUAAUUUGUGAUGGAG